This is a messenger RNA of Recurvomyces mirabilis, 3222 nucleotides long. RefSeq lists its product as uncharacterized. Lineage: Eukaryota; Fungi; Ascomycota; Dothideomycetes; Mycosphaerellales; Teratosphaeriaceae. The transcript has 2 exons. Gene Ontology annotation, cellular component: beta-galactosidase complex. Gene Ontology annotation, molecular function: carbohydrate binding; beta-galactosidase activity. Gene Ontology annotation, biological process: lactose catabolic process. Bases 1 to 3222 code for a protein of 1073 amino acids. The record is from RefSeq and is a predicted model, not a curated record.
AUGACCUCAGGACUGUUGGGCAGCAUCAAAUCGCUUGUACAACAGCCUCUGUCAGAUACGAGUGGCCACAGCAGAUCCGCGGGGUUCGAGGACACAAAGAUGGGCCAACAUCCACAAAGCGUUCCAGACUGGGACAAUCUCAAGGUCAUUCACAAGAAUACUCUCCCGCCCAGGGCCAACUUCUACCUCUACGAUAGUGAGAAGGAUGCCUUGACACGAGACACUACUAAAGCCAGAACCCACUGUCUUUCCGGAAAAUGGAAGUUCCAUCUCGCCAACAGCCCGUUCGAAGCACCGCCUGGCUUCGAGACCUCAUCCUUCGACGCAUCGAAAUGGAGCAAUAUCACAGUACCAGGGAUGUGGCAACUUCAAAACUUCGGUAAAGGGCCUCACUACACAAACGUGCAAUACCCUUUCCAAGUCGACCCGCCACACCCUCCCUAUACGGACAAUGAAUGUGGUUCUUACGUUACCCGCUUCCGCGUACCGAAGCAUCUAGAGAAUGAUCAGUUGAGGCUACGAUUCGAGGGCGUGGAUUCUGCGUUUCAUGUUUGGGUUAAUGGACAGGAGGUGGGGUAUAGUCAGGGUUCGCGGAAUCCCUCUGAGUUUGAUGUUACGGAAUUCUGUCAGGUGGGAGAGGAGAAUGUGUUGGCUGUUAGGGUCUAUCAGUUCUGUGAUGGGAGCUAUAUUGAGGAUCAGGAUCAAUGGUGGUUGAGUGGGAUCUUCAGGGACGUGUUCCUGCUUGGAAUGCCGAAGAAGGUGCAUCUUGAGAAUUUCACUGUGCAGACUGUGCUUGAUGAGCAGUAUCGCGAUGCUACGUUCAAUGUGGACGUCGAGACCUCGGGGGGUUGUAAGGUGGGAAUAAAGCUUCUUGAUGCAGAGCGUCGGGUUGUUGUAGAUGCUACGAAAACUGUUAGUGAGGACAAAAGAUCAAGUGCUGACUUCAGCAUUGCCGUCGACAAUCCGGAGAAGUGGACAGCUGAGACGCCCUACCUCUAUACCCUCGUCAUCUCGCUAGAUGACGAUCAAUUCACGACUCAGCGGGUUGGCUUUCGUCAAGUGGAAAUCAAGGACGGACUCCUGAAGGUCAAUGGGGAGCGCAUCGUGAUAAAAGGAGCGAACCGGCAUGAACACCACCCUGAGUCUGGCCGCACAAUACCGUACGAGUUUAUGAAGCACGAUUUGCUACUCAUGAAGACUCACAACAUCAACGCCAUACGGACGUGUCACCAGCCUAACGAUCCGCGGAUGUAUGAGCUUGCAGACGAGCUUGGGUUCUGGGUCUGUGACGAAGCGGAUCUUGAGUGCCAUGGCUUCGAGACAAUAGAGGACAAAGCUCUCCCUGAGGACAAACGUAAGCUGCCCUUUGCGGAACGCCAAAGGAUCACUCGAGAUGAUGCCGCAAAAUGGACUAGCGAUAACCCAGACUGGAAAGAUGCCUACGUCGAUCGAGCCAAGCAGCUCGUACAUCGGGAUAAGAAUCACCCUUGCGUUGUUAUAUGGUCUCUAGGCAACGAAGCGUUCUAUGGCCGCAACCAUACCGCGAUGCGUGACUGGAUCAAAUCCGAGGACUCUACGAGACCUAUACACUACGAGCCGGAUCAGGAUGCCGAACAUAUGGACAUGUACUCGCGCAUGUAUCCUCAAAUCUCUGAGAUCAUCGACCUAGCCGAGAAUGAGUGUAAGAAGAAGCAGAAGCCACUCGUGCUCUGCGAGUAUGUCCAUGCCAUGGGCACUGGUCCUGGAAACGGGAAAGAGUACCAAGACGCUUUUUAUAAGUAUCCUCAUCUACAAGGCGGCUGGGUAUGGGAAUGGGCGAACCACGGACUGCUCACCAAGACUGCGGACGGCACCCCUUAUUAUGGUUAUGGUGGUGAUUUUGAGGAUGUGCCUAAUGAUGGGACAUUUGUGAUGGAUGGAGUAUUGCAGUCGGACCAUUCGCCAAAUAGUGGGUUGGUUGAGUAUAAGAAGACUGUUGAGCCUGUACAGAUGCUGGACGGUGAUGGUGAGAAGGUCAAUAUCAUCAAUAGGUUCGACUUUGCGACGCUUGAUGGACUGAAGUGUGUCUGGUCUGUUGUGUGUGAGAAGGGUGCCGUGGGCGAUGUGGGAGGCGAGCUGGGGUUGCCGAAGGGAAUUGAACCUGGUUGCUCGGCUACGUUGACUCUGCCUAAGGUAGAUGCCAAGAUUGACGGCGAGACGUAUAUGUUGCUGAGCUUCAGACUGAAGGAAGACACGCUCUGGGCGAAGGCAGGCCACGAGGUCGCCUGGUGUCAGACUCAGCUGUCACCAAUCUCAAAGCCGCAAGCCGCAAAGCUUGAAACAGGCGAGCCACUCAAGACGAGCGUGAAGGCGACUACGCUUUUGAUCGCAAACAACAAGAGCGAAUGGACGGUGGACAUUGCACGCGGUACUUUGAUAGGAUGGAAGAAGCACGGCAAGGAGAUUGUGUCGCAGCCCCUUGUCCCAACCUUCUAUCGUGCUCUCACAGACAACGACAUUCCACAAGACGGCCGGGAAUGGAAGGAAGCUUUCCUACAUCUUGCAAAUACACAGACACGAAGCGUAAAAUGGCAAGAAUCUGAGGGUGCAGUGACUGUCGACAUGGAACAAAGGUUCGCGCCACCAGUCCUCUCCUGGUCAAUCGACCUCACCACUCGCUACACCUUCGGCUCCGAAGGUUCGGUCCAGAUCCAUAUUAAAGGUGAACCCAAGGGCAAGAACCUGCCCAAAACACUCCCCUGCAUUGGUGUCACGCUCGGCUUAUCGCCCUCGCUGAAGAAAGCCGAAUGGUUCGGCCGUGGGCCAGGCGAGUCCUACAAAGAUAUGAAGCUCUCGCAGAAGAUUAGCCGUCAUGUUGUACAGAGCGUUAGCGCCCUAUGGACUGGGCCCGAGUAUCCGCAGGAUUGCUCACAGCGCACAGACGUUCGGUGGGUACGAUUCUCUGAACUGGCAGGCACGAAAUCCUCUAUCACAGCGGAGUUCCUUGAGCCAGGCGAGCCUUCUCGGCCGACGACCUUUGAUUUCUUGGCUUCUCACUUCGAUGUCAAAGACAUCGAUGAGGCGGGACAUCAAUAUGAGCUGGAGAAGACAGCGCAGGAGGACGUGAUUGUGAGACUCACUGCUGACCACCACGGUCUGGGCACUGGGUCGUGCGGGCCCAAGACAUUACCUCAAUAUGCACUGAAGGCUGAACCAUUCGAGUUCCGUGUAUUGCUCAGCUAG